GACAGAAACCAUCAGACGGAGAGACAGGCAGACAGACAGACAGACAGACAGCAUCAGAGGCUGCACUUGUUCACACGUGAACUUAUCCUGCGGAUUAUUUUCUUCUUUCCGAAAUACUCUGUAGGAAGUACUUAAAGAGUAGAAAGUGAAGUAUUGUCUCUGAAGCAGCGAUGAAGGAGCAGAAGCUGGAAGAGGAAGUGAUGAAGGUGAAGGAGCAGAAGCUGGAAGAGGAAGUGAUGAAGAUUCUGGAGGAAGCCCCGAACGCCAGAAAGGCUCUGCUGGAAAACUACGACAACCUGCUGAACGUGGCCGACUACUGCUACAACAACUACAUACAGUCAGGUGACGGCAGCCUGGCCGCGUUGGAGGAAACAAAGAACUUCACCACGCGGUCUCUGGCCAGCGUGGCGUACCAGAUCAGCUGUCUGGCCAGCAGCGUGCUGAGUCUGCUUGAUGCUCAGAACAAUCAGCUGCGUCACAUGGAGUCCUCCAUCAACCUCAUUGGUCAGACGGUGGAGAUGCACAAAGAGAAGGUUUCUCGGAGAGAGAUUGGCGUCUUCACGGCGGUCAGACGCGUCCCGCGCAGCCACAAGAUCCUGCCCCCCCCUCAGCUUCCGGCUGGGACUCAAGCCCGCCCCCCGUACAGCCGCCGGCCAAUCAGCUACCAGCAGCUGGACAGCCUGGGACACGGCAUGAAGGUCUCUGGGAAACAGUCGGAGCGAACAGGAACCAUCCGUAAACACGGCGCCUCCACCAGGUCCAACAAACCCCCAGAGCCGGUGCAGUGUCCCGUGGCGCCCCCUGUCAGCGGCUCUAGUUUUGGGAAACCUGUGGCUCCGCCCACCAUCCCCUCCACCUACCAGGCUCCACCUGAGAGUGACAUCAUCAGCACGCUGCCGCUCGAUGCCCUGCCCCCUCCUCCUCCUCUCCCUCACGAUGAUGUCACUGACGCCCCGGCCCCGCCCCCUCCACCUCCUGAUUUACCCGGAGAGAUGUCGGCCUUGCCCCCCCCUCCGCCUCCCCCUCCUCCUUCAGUGACCAAUCACAGCGCAGCACCACCACCGGCUCCACCCCUAAGCCUAGAGACAGUGGUGGAGGAGAGCAGCUUCCCCCCUCCCUCUCCUCCCCCCCCUCCUCCCUCUGAUGAUGACGGCUUCCCUCCGCUGCCCAAUGAGCUGCCAGCCCCUCCACCUCCACCUCCACCCAGCCAGGAAGUAGAUGAUCUGGAGCUCCCAGCCAUGCCCCCUCCUCUCCUAUUGGACGAUCUCGGAGGGUUUGAUGACCUCAUGCCUCCCCUCCCUCCACCGGUAGACUACGACACGGACGAGCCCCCACAAUACCUUGAGAAAGUGGCGGCGCUGUACAGCUACGAGGCAUCCAAACCAGACGACCUGUCGCUCACCCCCGGCGACGUCAUCUACCUGACGCAUCGCCACGCUGACGGCUGGUGCGAGGGGGUUCUCCACGGCAACCGGGGCUUCUUCCCCGAGAACUACGUCCAAUCAUGUGGCUGAAGACUGAAGCCCCGCCCUCUACAACAGGAAACACAGGAAGUCUUUUAGGAACAUUUAGUUACAUAUAUAAUAUAAUAAUAUAAUAUAAACACACAUAUAUAUAUAUAUAUAUAUAUAUACACAGAGAGAG
This is a messenger RNA of Perca flavescens (yellow perch), 1644 nucleotides long. RefSeq names its product ABI family, member 3a (gene abi3a). Gene Ontology annotation, cellular component: lamellipodium; actin-based cell projection; SCAR complex. Gene Ontology annotation, biological process: neuron migration. Gene Ontology annotation, molecular function: SH3 domain binding; signaling adaptor activity. The record is from RefSeq and is a predicted model, not a curated record. The transcript is spliced from 10 exons. NCBI's taxonomy places the organism in Eukaryota, Metazoa, Chordata, Actinopteri, Perciformes, Percidae. The coding region runs from base 171 to 1514 and encodes 447 amino acids.